AAAGACGCUGGCCGAUUGCACUUGCCCCUUGGCGCAUUGUCCAUCUCGAGACCGGCAAAAGCCAACAGUCGAAUCUUGCUCGAGCGAUCGGUUUAAUUAACAUCUUUAAAUUCCUGGUGCAUCGUACGAAUCGUUUGUGUCCGUCCGUGUGCUCGAUAGACGUGUGCUUUACCGUACACGGUGUUAACGAUUUCUUGUUCGUUCGCAUUCGCGUGGUAGUUAUUCGUAGCAGCCAUGGUUGCUGGUAAUAAAAUGAUGAACGUCAGGGUGACGACGAUGGACGCCGAACUGGAGUUCGCGAUCCAGCAGACGACCACCGGGAAGCAACUUUUCGACCAGGUUGUAAAAACGAUCGGUCUGCGUGAGGUGUGGUUUUUCGGGCUUCAGUACACCGAUAAUAAAGGCGACCUGACAUGGAUCAAACUGUACAAAAAGCCAGAAAAUGCGAUAGCGCGGCUGGUGAAGAAAGAAGUGAAGAAGAAAGUUCGAAAGCUGAGAGGUUGCUCGGACUCCGACACCGACGACGACGAGUUCGAGGACGACCUGACUGGACAUUCGUUCUUGUCUAGGGUCAUGAACCAGGAAGUGAAGAAGGAGACGCCAUUGCAGUUCAAAUUCCGUGGCAAAUUCUACCCCGAAGACGUUGCGGAAGAAUUGAUUCAAGAUAUUACGUUACGGCUGUUCUAUCUUCAGGUAAAAAAUUCUAUCCUCACGGAUGAAAUAUACUGCCCUCCGGAAACAUCUGUACUGUUAGCUUCUUAUGCGGUCCAAGCAAGACAUGGAGAUUUCCAAAAAGGUACCCACACCGCUGGUUUCUUAAUUAAUGACCGCUUACUGCCACAACGUGUCGUGGACCAACACAAGAUGAGCAAAGAGGAAUGGGAAAGUUCGAUUACUAAUUGGUGGCAAGAACAUCGUGGAAUGCUACGCGAGGAUGCCAUGAUGGAAUAUUUAAAAAUUGCUCAGGAUUUGGAAAUGUACGGAGUGAAUUACUUUGAAAUUCGUAACAAGAAAGGCACAGAUCUUUGGUUAGGUGUGGACGCAUUAGGUUUGAACAUAUACGAGAAGGACGACAAGUUGACUCCGAAAAUUGGUUUUCCAUGGUCCGAGAUUCGAAAUAUCUCCUUCAACGAUAAAAAGUUCAUAAUUAAGCCAAUCGACAAGAAAGCGCCGGAUUUCGUUUUCUUUGCAACCAGAGUUAAGAUUAAUAAACGAAUUUUGGCACUAUGCAUGGGGAAUCAUGAACUAUACAUGCGUAGACGUAGACCCGAUACGAUCGAUGUUCAGCAAAUGAAGGCUCAAGCAAGGGAGGAAAAAAUUGCAAAACAACAACAGAGAGAAAAAUUGCAAUUGGAGAUAGCCGCGAGGGAACGUGCUGAGAAGAAGCAACAAGAAUACGAAGAAAGACUUAGGAAUAUGGCGGAAGAAAUGGAUAGGCGGCAAGCCGAAUUAAAUGAGGCUCAAGAAAUGAUUCGACGUUUGGAGGAGCAGCUGAAACAGUUACAAGCUGCCAAAGAAGAGUUAGAAGACCGUCAGAAGGAACUUACGGUUAUGAUGGAAAAACUGGAACUAUCACAUGAAAUGGAGGCAGCAGAACGCGCCAAACUAGAACAAGAAAUAAGAGCCAAGCAAGAAGAGGUUCAACGCAUUCAGUCUGAAGUAGAAGCAAAGGAUGCAGAAGCAAGAAGACUGCAGGAGGAAUUUGAAGCAGCCAAAUUGAGGCAAGAAGAAGCAGAUAGAGCAUAUCAGGAUAGUAGUACAACACCGCAUCAUCAUCAUGUUGAAGAAAAUGAAGAAGGUGAAGAUGAUGGCGAAUAUGAAUAUAUUCCUCAUGGCGAUGUUACAAAAGAUCUUGCAACUGACGAAUCAAUAAUCGAUCCAGUUGAAGGACGACGUACUUUAGCAGAAAGAAAUGAGCGUCUUCAUGACCAACUUAAGGCAUUAAAGAAGGAUCUUGCACAGUCACGCGAUGAGUCGAAGGAAACUGUUAUGGAUAAAAUUCACAGGGAAAACGUACGUCAAGGACGUGAUAAAUACAAAACGCUUCGUGAAAUUCGCAAAGGCAAUACCAAGCGUCGCGUCGAUCAAUUUGAAAACAUGUAAAUUAUAUACUCGUCUGCCUAUAUGCCUGCCUGCCCAUUUCAUCCUGCCUUGAAAAAUUCUGUUCCAACUUGUAUGAACUCAGUAUAAUUACUACAUCAUGUACAUGAAAAACGGACAGAUUCUCUAAUUGAACUAUACAAAGGCCUAUGUUUUAGAAAGGUUGUCAAGAAUAUAUUGUUUUAUAAUAUUGUCUUUUCGAAAUGCUUUGAAAUCUAAGCCACAUCGAAUUUAUAAUGAUGUAAAGUUUAGAGCCUAUACUACUUUUCAAGAUACGUUUACAGUGAGAAAAACUCAUGAUUGGCAAGGAACGCGACGAGCUACUUGUACCGUCUUCCAUGUAUACUUCCACAUAAUUGAGCAGUUUCUCGCGAAAAUAAAUGUUUAUAUAUAUUUUUCAUCAAGUUUUCUUGCUGUUUUAGCUGGAGAAUAUUUAACGUUAAUUCAUAAUAAUAACUUCGUUAUAUUUAGCUAUGCUGUUAGCUAAUGUUGUUUUCUUCUUUUCCCUUUUUUUUCUGCUAAAAUAACAAGAAAAUAUGUUACCGUGGUUUGUGAAUAUUAUUUUAUUUUUUCAAGAAUUUUUGAACACCGGCGCGCCAGUAUUUUUUUUGUCAAAGUAUUACUGUCGGUCACCGAGCGUAAUGCCGCACACAUGUUGACAGUUUGUUUACUGGUUACCUUUUUGUCGCGGUUCUUAUCAUGUCGUUGCGUAUUCUCCGUCCUUGAUAAGGAUUUGUACCAAGAAAUUUUUCGUAUUGUUGUAACGUGUGUCAUCAGAGGAUUACUUUUGUCAAUAGCGGUCGCUUACCCGUUUUGCUACUUUGAUUUUGAUUCGUUAUUUUACCAUUUACAGUAUUGAAGAUAGAACCAGUAGAGCAUGUAAUAUUUUCAAGCGACGUGGAACGUUCAGCAUUUACUCCUUAGUGAAUUAUAAGUAAUUACGUAACAUUGGCCUAAAAUAAUGUAGAAGCGACCGUUUCGUACACAGAGUGACUCGAGAGUGGCGUCAUCGAAUUUACUGUUGUAUUCUACACCUAGAAAUUAAUAUACAUCGUCUUAUAAAUAUGGCAUCCAAAACUGUUAACUUUUGAGAUAUAAUUACUUUUUCGUUAUUGUAAUAUGUUUGAGCUAUUAAGAUCAUUCAUGUUUAUUUUGGUAUAUGGUAUACGUUUGUGGUAUACUCUACGUAAAUAAAAUAUGUUAAACAAUUUAAAUAAAACAUUCGAAAUAUUUGUAAUAUUGUAAAAAACAGUAUUUAAAAUUCAGAUAAGUCAAAUUAUAUUCUACGGUCAUAUCAUAUAUUUGAAACAAUAUUUUAUACUCUUAGAGGUUAUAUCACCGGAAAUGGUUCUAAGGCCUAUGGCUACUAAUAUUGUUCAUGUGUUCAAGGUUUAGGAUAUUUCACUAAAUUUUGUGAUACCACUUUUUAAUUUCUGUAUAUAUACAGAGUGUCUCAUGUAAUUGAACUGUAAAUAUGAUUUGGUAUGUACUAAGUUUGUAUCACGUCAAAGUGGAUAGCUUUAGACGCUUCAGUUUUAAGUUCUAAUAGUGAAUUUAUAGGUAUACUUUGCAGUUUCAAUUAUACGUUCAUAUAUACGAUAAUAAUAUAAAACUGUACAAGAUCGAAAAUUAUUUCAUUUUGUUUUACAUUAUUAUUUCAAUUUUGUGGGGCACACUGUGUAUGCAGAAAGAAAAAUUACGUACUUAAAUAAUUUAAAUUAACGUAAUUAAAAAAGAAAAACGAGUUACGAAGGGAUUAUUACGAGCGAAUUAUUACGAGCGAAUUUCAACUAGUAAUUUUAUAUUGAACACACUCGUGGCCUUUAUUAAUAUACAUAUAUAUUAUAUUAAAAUAUUGCUACUGUUCUAUAAUAUAAUAAAGACGUAGGGAUAUCGCGCGACUCUUUGUAUUGCAUACCUUCAAUUUAACUUAAGGUAAAUUGCGCGGUUCAUAUAAAAGGACAGCAACGAGGUUCUGCGGAAGUAUGGAAGAGUGAAUGCGUGAGAGAGAAUGCUAUAAUAAAAGAUAUAACGUACGAAUGUUAAAAAAUGUAUAAUAUAUGGCAGUCUG
Nomia melanderi (Alkali bee) is the source of this 4171-nucleotide messenger RNA. NCBI's taxonomy places the organism in Eukaryota, Metazoa, Arthropoda, Insecta, Hymenoptera, Halictidae. The record is from RefSeq and is a predicted model, not a curated record.